AACGGAAAUGCUUUUAUUUUGAGAUGACGUCACCGGAUGAAGAUGCAGAGCAGCCGCUAGCUUGACAUAAAGUAGCUUAGGCUGAGCUGGCUGUUUGGUUGGGGCUGUUUUGACUCCGCUGGUUGUUCCACAUCGACGUCCUUCUCUACGUGGAAGCUGGUCGCUCUCGUCGGGGAGGUUUCCACACCGAGGCGGGGGCUCAACACAUCGACCUGCUUCAAGCAGAACCGAUCAGAACAACCCAGAAUCUGCUGAACUGACGCCAUGGACCCAGCCAGUCAAGAUAUCAACCUGAACUCUCCUAACAAAGGCAACAGCAUGGAUCGCUCAGACAACAUGGAUCGCUCAGACAACAUGGAUCGCUCAGACAACAUGGCCGACGUUCAGGCGGAGGGCGCGAUGGCGAACUCGGCGCUCCCUCUCCCGCCCGGCCUGACGGAGGAAGAGGCCGAGGAGCUCCGCCUCGAACUGACGAAGGUGGAGGAGGAGAUCAACACGCUGCGCCUUCUGUCCGCUAAAGAGAGGCACUCCUCGGAGCUGAAGAGGAAACUGGGCCUCAGUCCGCUCAACGAGCUCAAGCAGAACAUCACCAAGAGCUGGCAGGACGUCCAGACCUCACAAGCCUACAUGAGAACCACAGAGAAACUGGGCGAGUGGAAUGAAAGGGUGACCAGUUCAGAUCUAUAUCUGUCUGCCUCAGCCACUUUGGAUGACAUUACCCACUCUGAAGCAUACAAGAAGACCCAGGAGACUCUUUCUGAGGCGGGACAGAAGACGAGCGCCGCUCUCAACACGCUGGGCACGGCCAUCAGCAGGAGGCUGGGCGACAUGAGAAACUCUCCAACCUUCAAGUCGUUUGAGGACAAAGUGGGAAACCUGAAGCAUAAGGUGGUGGGACCCAGAGGGAACGGAGACUCCGUCAGCUCCCCGACCGACACCACCCCGACUCAGGAGAACCCGCCCUUCUGAACGCACCGCCUCCUCAUCCUCGCUGCCAUCUUCCUCACGACCUCAGACUGUACUGUUUAUGGAGCCCUGACCUCUGACCCCUUCAGCAACACUCUGCAUUUUGUCCUACGAUCUGUAUAUCCUGUUAUCAUCUCUGAUUGAAAUAAUAAUUUUGAGCCAGAAAGCAAAAAAAGAAACUAAAACAUUUUGAGUUUUUCCUUCAUUUUGAAUGUCUGUGAUCCUCACUGAAAGUUAAUACUUUCGCCUUUUCUGCUCUCACACCGUGAGCACAUAUUCUGUCUGUUUCCUCUUUCAACGCAGAUGUUUGCUUCGCAGUUUGAUUGAGAAAAUCUUCGGCCUCAGCGUGUUUCUCACCUCACAAACCCUGCAAGCAGCCACAUCACUCCUAAAAAAACUCACAAAAUACACCCAAGAUGUAAAAACUGCACCCAUUUUGUAUUAUAAACUAUUUUACACUGCUUUGCAUAACGUUUUUACAUAAUUUUUAUCAAUAUGUAUAAAUAUAUAUGACUAUAUAAUAUCGUUGGUGGUAGUAAUCAGGGUUGACAGCAGGAAACAAACACUAGUGGGUCAAUUUUUCUCAGUUAGUUACACUAAUCAAACCAAAGCAACUGGGAAUAAAAAUAAAAACUGGUUUUAAUUUCAACAUUUUCUCCAUUAAUCCAAACCUGGUUUGUUUCUGCUCGUCUCGUCUGCUCAGAUUUCGCUGAAAUAAGAGGAAAACUUUACAGGUUUUCUUCAUUUUUGUGUCAAUUUAGAAAUAUCUCACGCUGCUUUUUGUCAACUGGAAUGUGAAUGUACACAAGUUAGCCGCUGCUAGCAAAAACUAACUAAAUUUAAUGGCUAAAAAAAUGCAGAAAAUCUGUUUUUUUCUGAGCCUGAUUAAAAGAAGGAAUUCAUUUUGUUUUGCUCAAACAAACUUUUAUAAAAUAUUUUCCUGCAGCUUUUCUCUUCCCUUAAGUGAAACAUAACUUCUCAUCAAACUGCUUUAAGUCUAUUUUCUUGUUACACUUAGUUUUUUUGGUAGAUUAUAUUUUCUUUUUUGAGAAUUUGUACGCCGUCAGCUGAAGUUGCCAAUGUUUGAAUUAUCUGUUACAGAAUUUUCUUUCCCAAAUGAGAAAAAAUUUGAUUUAGUUGGACAUUUUCUCUCUUUUUUCCCCACUGACUUAGAUGAUAGCUGAACCUUUUCUGCAUUUAUUUGUAUUUUUUGGAGACGGCCAAACGAGAACGUUGUACCUUUAUUUUUGUGUUUUGUUUUGGGUGCCAAGGGAAGUGCAGCUUUACUCACUUUGGGUCCUGGCUUUGUCUCUGACUGGAAAGUGAUGAGAUUUGGAAAAUCAUGCUGAAAUAAUUAAAGAUCUCUGGUUUUGUUGUAUAUGUGUAGAGAUCAAUAAAGCAUUCCUUUAAAUGAA
Messenger RNA from Poeciliopsis prolifica (blackstripe livebearer), 2381 nucleotides. RefSeq names its product tumor protein D54-like. Gene Ontology annotation, cellular component: cytoplasm. The record is from RefSeq and is a predicted model, not a curated record. NCBI's taxonomy places the organism in Eukaryota, Metazoa, Chordata, Actinopteri, Cyprinodontiformes, Poeciliidae.